UUUUGAAUGCAGUUUAAAGUCGUGCGCCAAGACAUUCGGAGUUGGUCAGUUCGCCAAAAGCUGAAAGUGACAAGAAAUUAAGUAAUUAAUGAAAAAAUAAAUAAUUGUGGUGAUACAAAGCAAAAGAAAGCUAAGGACACUUAAACAAAUUGGAAGUGAAAACGUUGCACGUAAAACACAAUAGAAGUGACAUACUGCUGCUGCUGUUCGUCUUUUUUUUAUUUUGGAAAAGGCUGCAUCGAGCAUAGAGCAAAAGUAGAACAAAAGUUUAACAAAUUGGUGGAGAACGAACACAAUGAACGUGUGCUGCAUGAAAAAGACACAAUAGAUGCAGAAAUAGCUGGCGAAAAAAGCGUGUUGCAUGCAUUUUGCUGAGAGAAGUGAAGAGAGUAAAUAGAAACUAGUGUUAGUUGGUAGCUGAAAUAUGAAAGGCGAUUACGGCAACGCUUUUGAAGGCUAUUAAAAUUAUACAAAUGCGCGAGAACGAAUGAAUGUGAAGAGAUAUAGAAAUAGAAACAUAUAGAAAUAUACGAUAAACAAUAUCGGUGAAUGAGUGCGCGUACUUGUCAAGCUUAUUUUUAAUAAUAAACGCGUGGGAGUCGAAGACUGCGGUUUACGCGUAGUGUGUGGUGGCAGCGUCGACGACGCCACCCACAAUUCCUAAAAAAAGUAGUGUUCAAAUAAACAGAAAAUCACUCGAUUGUGCUCUUCUUUCUCUUCCUCUUGCGGCUGGUGAAACGCACGCCUCAAAGUGCAUUUAUUCCAGCAUACCAUGUCCUCGAUAUCGGCGCAGGGCGUGGUCGAACGUGCAUCCGCUGAACUCUCGAAACGCAUUAACGGUCUUGGCCUGCGUUCGAAACAUCAUCAUGGCAGCGGUUCUAAUUCGUCCUCCUCCUCCUCUACUCAAUCCUCUUCUUCGUCUAGUGGUGGUAGUGGCAAAACCUCAGUAAUGGAACGUGUCACAAAUGCGCUCUGUGGCGGUAGUAGCAGCAGCAACAACAAUACCAGUAACAACAGCAACAAUAGCAAUGCAAGCAACAAUUCGAACAGCAACCCAACCGCCACACCCGACAAACCUUCACGCGGCGGUGGUGCUAGUGGCACGCACACUCCCACAGGCGGCCUGUCCGCACCCUCAAGUCCCACACUCCCUCACAAUGUUGGCGUUGUCGGUACUGGCGGCAACAUGCAGCUACUGCAGCAACAGCAGUCGGCGCCACAGGCCCAGCAGCCGUCACAUCCGCAUCAACAUUCGCAGCAGCCAUCGCCGCCGCCACCGUCACAACAUCCACUGCAAACACAGAUUGCCAGCUCGACACUGGUGAAUUCCAAUUCCAAUAUGAUAGGUGGCCCACCGCCUGUGCUUGGCCAUCCACUUGGCGCACCACCAGCGCCCACUGUUAACUCGAUCGCCAAGCAAAUGAACAUCACUAUACCCGGCCAGCCGCAGUUCACAACCAUGGGCUUAGUGGCGGCUCAAAAAUCGGUAGCAAAUCAAUCUGUGAGUGGUGGCACGCCACUGCAGUUGCGCAAGCAACUGCCCAAUCCACAUCUACAUCAUCCAUAUGCGGGUGGUGGAGUUGGCGGUGUGGGCGGCAGUGUUGCGGGUGUCUUGCCGACGGGCGCUGCUGGCGGCGCUUCAAACGCUUCACAACUGGCCGCUGCCGUUACACAGUCUGCGCUGAUUCUGCACAAACACCCGCCUCCCAUAACCAGCAUUGAGGCGUUGCUGCUCGACGAUCGCUUCUUGAAUCGCUUUUUCCUUUACUUUUCGUCUUAUGAGCGUCGUACGUUGGCUCAGGUUUGCAUGAAAUGGCGCGACAUACUCUAUCGCAGUCCGCGUUAUUGGUCGGGUCUAUUGCCGACAUUGCAAUGUCGCGAAUUGCGUCAAAUACCGAGCUGUGAUCGUGUGAAGCUGUAUAAUUCGUUGAUACGUCGCGGUUUUCAUGCGCUCGCGUUAGUGGGAGCCUCAGAUGAGGAUGCGCUCGACGUGGUGCACUCAUUCCCGUUAGCCUCCAAGCACAUACAUUCAUUGAGUUUACGCUGUUCAUCGAUUAGCGAUCGGGGACUGGAGGCGUUGCUGGAUCAUCUGCAGCUCACACACAAAGGAUUUUAUAGUGGUGAGCAAUCUUGUUUGAAUCCAGCGAACAUUAUUGGAGGGGUUAAGCGACGUUGCCAAAGAAGGCAAACAGAUGCACCUUUUAUGGAGGUCUCUGAUGGCCGUAAUGUCGUCAUCAUCAUCAACGGAAGUAGCAGCAGUGGCAGUAGUGCCAGCAGCAGUGGUAGCGGUGGCAACGAAUCAACAACAACUACAAUAACCAUCAGCCGAUUCAUGUUGUACAUGGUUAACCUUGCAUACUUUUGUGCUGCAAAAUAA
Messenger RNA from Rhagoletis pomonella (apple maggot), 2377 nucleotides. RefSeq lists its product as uncharacterized. Bases 773 to 2377 code for a protein of 534 amino acids. The transcript is spliced from 5 exons. Lineage: Eukaryota; Metazoa; Arthropoda; Insecta; Diptera; Tephritidae. The record is from RefSeq and is a predicted model, not a curated record.